CUUGCUUGAGUGGUGUGCUGGUGCUGGUGGCGCGGAUACUAGCCUAGCGCUCGGCGGACGCGCCACUCGUCGGGAGCCGCGCAGCGCACGUGCUACACCUCGGGAUACGCUCCAGGACAGCUCACGGUGGGCAGCGGCAGUGGGGAUGCGCCACUAGCGGCCACCGCCACCAGCAGCAGCACACAGCAGCAGCAACAGCAGCAGAGACCGGCAGCGCGGCGGCGAGCGACGACCUGGAAACGAUGACGGACCCGCGAGACAGCCCGCUGGGCAACGAGAAGCAGCUGCUGUCGCUCGAGAUGAACCAGUGCGGCGGGUCGGCGCUGCUCGAGGCGGUCGAGGUGACGACCGGAUCCGGCGCGGCCGCCGCCGUCGGGGGCGGCAAGACGUCGGCGCCGCUGCCCGAGCGCGGCACGUGGGCCGGCAAGCUGGACUUCAUCCUGUCCGUGGUGGGGCUAGCCAUCGGGCUGGGCAACGUGUGGCGCUUCCCCUACCUGUGCUACAAGAACGGCGGCGGCGCCUUCCUCAUCCCCUACUUCCUCACGCUCGUCCUCGCCGGCAUCCCCAUGUUCUUCAUGGAGCUCGCCCUCGGCCAGAUGCUCACCAUCGGCGGGCUCGGCGUCUUCCGGAUCGCGCCCCUCUUCAAGGGUAUUGGAUAUGCAGCAGCAGUAAUGUCUUGUUGGAUGAACAUAUACUAUAUUGUCAUCCUUGCCUGGGCCAUCUUUUAUUUUUUCAUGUCACUUCGUUCUGAUGUUCCCUGGAGAACGUGUAACAAUUACUGGAACACACCUAACUGUGUGAAUGCUUACGAAAGAAGCAAUUUGACUUGCUGGGAUGUGCCAUAUAACAGCACAGCAAAUUCAAAAAUAUGUGCUGUGAAUCAAUUAAACAUCUCUGUGAGGGAACUAACAGAUCCUGUUAAGGAGUUCUGGGAACGACGAGCACUACAGAUUUCAGAAGGUGUUGAGCAUGUUGGCGGUAUUAGAUGGGAGCUUGCUGGGACUCUGCUACUUGUUUGGGUCAUGUGCUACUUUUGCAUCUGGAAGGGUGUCAAAUGGACUGGCAAAGUGGUGUACUUCACUGCUCUGUUUCCUUAUGUGCUUCUGACUGUACUCCUGAUACGUGGAAUUACAUUACCUGGAGCCGCUGAGGGAAUCAGAUUUUAUAUCAGCCCGAACCUGUCCAAAUUGCAGGAGUCUGAGGUAUGGAUUGAUGCUGUCACACAAAUAUUUUUCUCUUAUGGCCUUGGACUUGGCACACUUGUGGCCUUAGGAAGUUACAACAAGUUUACCAACAAUGUUUACAAGGAUGCACUUAUUGUCUGUUCCGUGAAUUCAAGUACUAGUGUCUUUGCUGGUUUUGUCAUCUUCUCGGUAGUUGGAUUCAUGGCCCAUGAACAACAGAAGCCAGUUGCGGAAGUAGCAGCUUCAGGACCAGGGCUGGCAUUUCUUGCUUAUCCAUCUGCUGUUCUACAGUUGCCUGGUGCUCCAGUAUGGUCAUGUUUAUUUUUCUUAAUGUUGCUUUGUAUUGGCCUUGACAGUCAGUUCUGUACAAUGGAAGGAUUUGUAACAGCAAUGGUUGAUGAGUGGCCACAGUUGCUGCGCAGAAGAAAAGAGAUAUUUAUUGCUAUUGUAUGCUUCCUAUCAUAUUUAGUUGGACUGUCCUGCAUUUCACAGGGAGGAAUGUAUGUAUUUCAAAUAUUGGAUUCAUACGCAGUCAGUGGAUUCUGUUUAUUGUUCCUGAUAUUCUUUGAAUGCAUUGCAAUUUCCUGGGCAUUUGGAGUGAAUCGCUUUUAUGAUGGAAUAAAGGAUAUGAUUGGUUACUACCCAUUCAUGUGGUGGAAGUUCUGUUGGACUAUAGCUACUCCAUUUAUAUGUGUGGGUGUUUUCAUAUUUAACCUUGUUCAAUGGACACCAAUUAAAUAUCUGGAUUAUGAAUAUCCAUGGUGGAGCCACUUCCUAGGUUGGAUUACAGCUUUGUCAUCAAUGUUGUGCAUACCAGGAUAUAUGAUUUAUCUGUGGCUAAAAACACCUGGUGAUUUUAGAAUGAAAAUGAAACUGUUGGUACGAAUAGAGGAUGACAUUUCCACAUUACGUGAGAAAAUGACAAGCGGAGUGUCGGAUAUAAGUUCAUUAUAAUGAAGACCAAUGAUUUACUAAACUAAAUAAAACUCUGUGUCCAAAAACAGUGAAGAAGAAUGAAAUUAUUUGUGAAGUGACAAAACAAAAUGUUGUGUUCAUAAGCGGUAGGGUAUUUACAUGAAAGUGUCUUCCAUUGUAACACCAGAGUUUAUCUAGUGUUCUAGAGUCAAGACAGCAGAAUGGAUUCAUCUCAGUUAAUUAGAAAAUGCUUGAUAAUAUACCUGUGUUAGUGUACAUAAACCUCAAAAAUGGAAUCGAAGCAAAUGCGGUACUUCUUUUCACAAAUGUGAUGUGUAUCGCAUUGGACAUACGACAUGGAUGGGGAAUGGAAGAUUCAUGCAUUCUCUACAAGCACUUAAGGGAAUAGAAACAGCGGAAUUAAACAUGUACAAAUAAAUGUUAUGAGUGUUUUUAAAUGAUAUUUGAGUAAUUGAUAAUGUGGCUGUUGCUGCUGCUGUUGUUUAUACAUGUACUUCUAGUGCAUCUGUGUUAAAAUAAGAUUUCUGAUCAAUGUAUCUCAUAGUUUAAGAACAACCUCACUAUUCAUAUCAUUUUUCAUUCAUCAGAACAGAAGUUACAUGCCACAUAAACCAGAUGUGGAAAAUAUGGAACAACCUCCACGUAAAUAGAAAAAUUAAAACGUCAAAAGUGGCCUACUUUUGUUCAGUAAGAGCAUUUGUUAGAAGUAUAUUAGUGUUUCCUUUAUUUGCAGAAACAAGAAAAAUAAUUUCAAGUAAUGUUUUAUUUAUUUCAUUUUGUACAUUAAAUCUGUUUCUGUGUGCUGUUGACAAUCAUAGUACCCAUUCACCUCUCCUGCAUUUUUAUGUUUUGACAUUUUAAUAAUGGACAAUUCUUUGUAAUUUUAAUAAAACUUUUUUAAUGUAAAGCUUUUCUAUAUCCUCCAAUGAAUUUGAACAACUGAAGGGCUCUAGAUGAAUGUAAUUAUCCUUUCACUUCACUUAUUCCUCUGGUUAUUCGUGUGUGUGUGUGUGUGUGUGUGUGUGUGUGUGUGUGUGGGUGGGUGGGUGGGUGGGCGCGUGUGCAUGUUAGCACCAAAUUUUAUUUCCCACAACGUAAACAGGAACAGGUUUUUUAUUUUAAAAAAAGAAAUUUGAAAGAUUAAGUUCAUUGUGUGUUUCCAGACGCACUGAUAGCAGAUCUAUUUUCACUAUCUGAUCAACAUAAAGAUCUCAUCAAACUGCAGUGAGUUGUUCUACAUGUGGCAUCAAUUUGUCAUGUCACUGUAGCAAUGACAUAGACAAGUGAUACAUUUUAGUAUCACUGCAAUAGUGGUAUUCAUUGUUUUACUUGUGCUGGCUUAUUUUAGACAGUAUCAUAUCCUAAGCCGAGGAAGUGGACCUUUAUUGACAUGAUAUGAACUGAAAGUACCUUGGCAUGUGCUAAGCAUCACCAGUUCAAAUUUACUACAAAAAUUUUUAAUUCUCACUAUAAGUCUAAAAACUGAAAAUUAUUACAGCUAUAAUUACAUUUACUUCAAAACAGAGAUUUUUUUCAUGCCAUGCUGUAGGGAAAUCAUGCAAAAGCUGCCUGAAGAUUAUUAGUGAAGGAAUGAAAUAGGAAUGCACUUUUUAGAUGAAAAAGGUUGGUUUCAUUAAACAGAAGCUGCCAUGAAAAAUUAUAGAUGUUAUUCAUCAAAGAUACAAAAUAAAAAAUAUAUAUUGUCUCCAUCUUAUAACAUUUAAAUGGUUAAAAUAUUUCAUAACAAGUUGUUAAGGUAAAUAUUACAUUUAAACUUCUUACUUUCUGUUGGCACUUACAUCAUCUCUAUUGUAAAUAAAAACUGUAUAUUUGUAUGGCCACUUAUAUAUUCUGGACAAUAUUGUAAAAAUUUAUUAAUAGAAAAAAAUAUGUGUGGCAUUAUUACAGAGUAGAUGUCAGAGAGAACAUGGACUUGUUCUACAUGUGGUUUCAGUCUGUCAUGUCAUUGUAGCAAUACCACAUUCCAGAGACUCUUUUUAGUAUUACUAUAACAGUAUUAUUCAUCAGUUUACUUGUGCUGACUCAUUUUAGGCACCAUCAUACCCUAUCAAAAAAGAAGGAAUAAAGCAUCAAGGUAUCAGCAGUUGUGAUACAGUUCAAAAGAACUUAAAGGUAAUACUAAAUUGAGAUAAGUGAUAUGAAGUAUGCAUUAUACAAUGUAUUAAGUGGAAUGUAUUGCAUAAUCAUUUUCAUUCUGUACAGUAUCCCUCAAAUAACAAGUUCACAAUAGUUUGUGACAUUACAAAUACUAUUGUAAUGUCAUCAUUUGUAGACUAUUCAAAAUUUACUGGCAACUUUUAAGUCUACAAUUUUAAGUACCUACUGUGUAAUUUUUUAAAUGUAUCUGAUCUUGCAGAUUGCAUGAUACUGUUUUAUGUACACAGAAUCAUGCACUUCAGAAAUCUAUAAUAUCCUUCAGACUAUUUCGUAAGCUUAAUGAACAUAAA
Molecule: messenger RNA, 4588 nt
Organism: Schistocerca nitens (vagrant locust)
Lineage: Eukaryota; Metazoa; Arthropoda; Insecta; Orthoptera; Acrididae
Gene: Gat
Product: sodium- and chloride-dependent GABA transporter 1
Exons: 13
Coding region: 243-2138 (631 amino acids)
Biological process (GO): sodium ion transmembrane transport
Cellular component (GO): membrane
Source: RefSeq, a predicted model, not a curated record